Molecule: messenger RNA, 3937 nt
Organism: Solanum dulcamara
Lineage: Eukaryota; Viridiplantae; Streptophyta; Magnoliopsida; Solanales; Solanaceae
Product: LRR receptor-like serine/threonine-protein kinase RGI3
Exons: 2
Coding region: 407-3727 (1106 amino acids)
Biological process (GO): protein phosphorylation
Molecular function (GO): receptor serine/threonine kinase binding; ATP binding; protein kinase activity
Source: RefSeq, a predicted model, not a curated record
ACCAUGUUAAAAUAAUAUUUUUUUAAAAAUAAAAUAAAAUUGAAAGUACCAUCUUUGGCAUUUUUAAAGAAAGGAAAAAAAGAAGAAGAGUGAUCUCCUUUCCCACUUACAAGUUUGAUAAACAAAUCCGAAAAAACACCCAUCUAAAAUUCCCCCCCACUCUCUCUUACUGAACAACACAUAAUGGCCUAGCUGUUGUUGGAUCCGGAGAUUCUGGCAACUUUUCCAUAUUUUUAUAUGUCACCUACAUAAAAUCCAUUAGCCCCCAAGACAUGAUUUGGUUUUCCUCUCUUUGUCCCUCCUCCCUAGGCUUAAACCUCUACACCAAAACCAAGAACAUCAAUAACAAAGCUUCCUUUCUCUGCCUAAUCUUGAAGUUUGUAGCAGCAGCCACAUAUUUGUUCUAAUGCCUGUUUAUCCAUGGACCAUCCUCUUUUUCCUUUUCUCCUUCUUCCUCUUUACUACCUCCACUGCUCUCAACCCUCAAGGUCAGGCUCUUCUCUCAUGGAAGACAAGCCUAAAUGGAUCAUUAGAUGUAUUGAGUAAUUGGGAUCCUACUGAUGAAACUCCAUGUGGCUGGUUUGGUCUUACUUGCAACUUCAAUAAGGAAGUCGUUGCAUUGGAAUUGAAGUAUGUGGACUUGCUUGGGAUUGUUCCUUCUAAUUUUAGUUCAUUGUUGUCUUUGAACAAGCUUGUUUUGUCAGGGAUUAAUCUUACUGGUGUAAUUCCAAAAGAGAUUGGUAUGCUUCAGGGACUCAAGUUCUUGGACUUGAGUGACAAUGCAUUGACAGGUGAAAUUCCAAGUGAAAUUUUUCACUUGCCAAAGCUGGAGCAACUUCAUAUCAAUUCUAACCGGCUGGUCGGAUCCAUCCCAGAGGACAUUGGCAACCUCACAAGCUUGGUGUGGUUUAUAUUCUAUGAUAAUCAGCUUAGUGAAGGAAUUCCAAGUAGUAUUGGGAAUUUGAAAAAGCUGGAGAUCAUUAGAGGAGGUGGAAACAAGAAUCUUGAAGGUCCAUUGCCUCAAGAAAUUGGCAACUGUACUAAUUUGGUCAUGUUAGGCUUGGCAGAAACCAGCAUUUCUGGCUUUCUACCUUCUUCCCUUGGCCAGCUGAAAAGACUCGAAACACUUGCGGUUUACACCUCCCUAAUCUCCGGCCAAAUCCCACCAGAGCUCGGGGAUUGCUCCGAGCUUCAAAACAUCUACCUUUAUGAAAAUUCACUCACUGGUUCAAUCCCAGCUCGGCUUGGAAACCUUAAAAACCUUCAAAACCUCCUUUUAUGGCAGAAUAAUUUGGUUGGAACAAUCCCUCCUGAGCUUGGGAACUGUCAACAAUUACAAGUCAUUGACAUUUCAAUGAAUUCAUUAACCGGAAGCAUUCCGGAAUCAUUUGGGAGAUUGAAUUCACUGCAAGAGUUACAGCUGAGUGUCAAUCAGAUUUCGGGUCGGAUUCCAACACAAAUUGGCAACUGCACUGCUCUUACUCACAUUGAGCUCGACAACAAUGAGAUCACUGGUUCCAUACCAACGGAAUUCGGAAACUUGUCAAACUUAACUUUGCUAUUCUUGUGGCAAAAUCGUCUUGAAGGGGAAAUCCCUUCUUCAAUUUCCUCGUGCCAUAAUCUCGAGGCUGUUGACUUGUCGCAGAAUGCAUUGACUGGUUCGAUUCCUAAAGGGAUAUUCGACCUUCAGAAGCUGAACAAGCUACUCCUAUUGUCUAAUAAUCUCUCUGGUCCCAUUCCACCGGAGAUUGGAAACUGUUCAUCGCUGAUUCGACUUCGGGCAAGUGAUAACAAGCUGACUGGAUCAGUGCCGCCGGAGAUUGGGAAAUUGAAGAAUUUGAAUUUCCUUGAUGUCGGAUCCAAUCACCUCACCGGAAUCAUUCCACCGGAGAUCUCUGGAUGCCGAAAUCUGACAUUUCUAGACUUGCAUUCCAACUCAAUCAGUGGCAAUUUACCGGAGAAUUUGAAUCAGCUUGGAAUCCUCCAGUUCAUUGAUGUUUCCAAUAAUAUAAUUGAAGGCACUUUGAGUCCGAGUUUCGGCUCACUGAGUUCACUCACCAAACUUAUUCUGGGUAAAAACAGGUUUUCUGGUCCUAUUCCAACUCAACUCGGUUCCUGCAUGAAGCUUCAGUUGAUUGACUUGAGUGGUAACCAACUCUCCGGCGAUAUUCCGGCGAGUGUUGGUAAAAUCCCUGGUCUGGAAAUUGCACUGAACCUCAGCUGGAAUCAGCUUUCCGGUGAAAUUCCGGCAGAGUUCGCCGCGUUGGACAAGCUUGGAAUGCUUGAUCUUUCUCACAAUAAGCUCUCAGGGGACCUCCAUUUUCUCGCGGACCUACAAAAUCUUGUGGUUCUGAAUGUCUCGCACAACAAUUUGUCGGGGCACGUGCCUGACACUUCAUUCUUCGCAAAGCUCCCACUCAGUGUACUUACUGGCAAUCCAGAUCUGUGCUUUCCCGGCAACCAGUGCUCCGCCGAUAAGGGUGGCGGUGUCCGUCGUACCAAAGCGGCAAGGGUGGCGAUGGCGGUGUUGCUUUGCACCGCUUGUGCUCUCCUUGUGGCAGCUCUCUACAUCAUCCUCGAUGGCAAGAUACGGAACCGCAAGGCCCACGAUCUAGAUGGCGACAAUGACGUUGAACUUGGCCCACCAUGGGAAGUCACAUUGUACCAAAAACUCGACUUAUCUAUCGCUGACGUCGCAAAAUGUUUAACCGUUGGUAACGUCCUCGGCCGUGGUCGGUCCGGAGUUGUGUACAAGGUGAAUAUUCCGUCAGGAUUGACGAUCGCCGUGAAAAGAUUCCGAGCAUCGGAGAAGCACUCAAUGUCGGCAUUCUCGUCGGAGAUUGCCACGCUGGCACGAAUUCGACAUCGGAACAUCGUUAGAUUACUUGGUUGGGCAGCAAAUAGGAAGACUAAGCUAUUGUUCUACGAUUAUUUACCAAAUGGUACAUUAGGUGCAUUUUUACAUGAAGGUUUUGGAGGGUUAAUUGAAUGGGAAACCAGAUUCAAGAUUGCAUUAGGGGUGGCUGAGGGCUUAGCUUACUUGCACCACGACUGCGUGCCGCCUAUCCUCCACCGUGACGUCAAGGCUCAGAACAUUUUGUUAGGUGAUCGUUACGAGCCAUGUUUAGCUGAUUUUGGACUUGCUAGACUCAUGGAGGAGGAAAAUGCUUCAGUUACAGCAAAUCCCCAAUUUGCUGGAUCUUAUGGGUAUUUUGCCCCAGAGUACGCUUGUAUGCUAAAGAUUACAGAGAAGAGUGAUGUUUUUAGCUUCGGAGUCGUGUUGCUAGAAAUCAUUACUGGGAAAAAGCCAGCCGACCCGUCCUUCCCUGAUGACCAACAUGUUAUACAAUGGGUUCGCGACCACCUAAAAAGCAAGAAAGAUCCAGUUGACGUAAUUGAUCCAAGGUUACAAGGACAUCCUGAUACACAAAUUCAGGAAAUGCUUCAGGCCCUUGGAAUAGCCUUGUUGUGUACUAGUAAUCGGGCUGAAGAUCGGCCAACAAUGAAAGAUGUGGUGGCAUUACUCAAGGAGAUUAUCCACGAGCAUACAACAGGAAAUGAAGCUAAAAAGACAUUGAACAACUCCUCAAAAAUGUCCGAUGCUUCAUCAUAUUCCUACUCAUCUUCAUCUGUGACUCCAGCCCAGUUGCUACGCCUCCAAGGGUCGUUUAAUUGCUCUCUUACUCACUCAUCUUCCUCUGUUAGCUAUAUCACCAGCAACCAAUAAUAAAGUAGUGAUAGUCAUGAUAGAUCUGUUAUUCUUUUGAACUAGAUAGUAUUAGCAACCGUAAAGAGCUAGGUAGAGGAGCCUUCUUGUCAAUUUAAUUGUUAAGAAAAUCAAAUCCAUUGUACAGCAAAGUCAAAAUUUUCUUUAUCUUCCUAUUUUGCAGUGAAAACUAACACUAUCAAUUCAAACAGACUUCAAAUAAAAACAAAG